This is a messenger RNA of Cottoperca gobio, 609 nucleotides long. Its product is annotated as homeodomain-interacting protein kinase 4-like. NCBI's taxonomy places the organism in Eukaryota, Metazoa, Chordata, Actinopteri, Perciformes, Bovichtidae. The coding region runs from base 1 to 609 and encodes 202 amino acids. The record is from RefSeq and is a predicted model, not a curated record. The transcript has 6 exons.
AUGUUCAGCUCUCAAGCCAAACCAGGCAGGAUUCUCCAGACCCCCCAGUACAGAUACCACUCACUGGCUCCUUUCAACGUAAAGGAGCACGGCUUACUCCGGUUCCGGAUGGUGAGUUCUCCACUAUUUAAGGGACGCCAGCCCCCGUCUGAGAAACCAUUUCGGCCGCUUGUACCGGAUCUCUUCUUUCUUCAGACCAGCUUCAGACCUGAGCAGAAUAAUGUUGGGACUCCUUUCUGUGAAGCCGUUGAUCUGGGCGCUGGGUGUGUGAUGGGGAUCAUGAUGUUUGGCUUUGAGCUCUUCCCAACAACAACAGACUACGAUGCACUCCUCUUCAUCAUCGACCUCCUGGGUCCGCCGCCGCAGCACCUCAUGAAGGCUGCACAGAAAUCUAAAGUGUGUUUUAAGAAGACAGACUGUGGUCAGUGGAGGCUCAAGACACCUGAGGAGUAUUGGGGUCCCGAUCUUUCAUCACAUGACGACAGGAAGUACACGUUCCGCUCUCUGGACGAAGGGAAAAUGCUGUGUCUGGAGCAGGACAACGUGACAGAGGCUGAUGAGAGGAGGGAGUGCAUGGAGCUGUUGAAGGAGACUGGUCGCGUGGGAUGA